This is a messenger RNA of Melitaea cinxia (Glanville fritillary), 1568 nucleotides long. RefSeq names its product zinc finger protein OZF-like. Gene Ontology annotation, molecular function: DNA-binding transcription factor activity, RNA polymerase II-specific; RNA polymerase II cis-regulatory region sequence-specific DNA binding; zinc ion binding. NCBI's taxonomy places the organism in Eukaryota, Metazoa, Arthropoda, Insecta, Lepidoptera, Nymphalidae. The record is from RefSeq and is a predicted model, not a curated record. Bases 174 to 1478 code for a protein of 434 amino acids. The transcript has 6 exons. Gene Ontology annotation, biological process: regulation of DNA-templated transcription. Gene Ontology annotation, cellular component: nucleus.
GAUUAUCAUGUCAACAAAUGUCAACGAGACAUUCAAAUGUUAACUUUUAUUAAUGUUUAUUGUUUAUUAUUUAAAAUUAUAGACAUUUCUCUAAAUCUGUAUUAAUAAUACAAGAUCAAAUCAAUUACAGUCUUUUAAUAUUAAUAUAAAAACAUCAGUGGCUUACAUCUAACAUGUAUGAUUUUAGUAAAUUAUGUCGAGCGUGUCUCACAACUAUGGACUCUUUUAAAUAUACGUUGUUUGAUAAUGUAUCAGCAGACGAUUAUUCGUUUUGCACAUCUAUACAAAUAGAUAAAAAUGAAGAACUGCCAAAAACACUAUGCAACAAUUGCUGUGAAUUACUAUCAAAAUUUUCGGAAUUUAAAAGGACCUGUAUAAAAUCCCAAAAAAUAUUAAUAACGUUUAGAUCUGUUAAAAAAGAAAUUGUUAAUAAAGUAGAAGUAAUUGAGCCUCAGGAGACCCUUGAAAGCAAUGAUGAAAUAGACGAUUGGCCAUUUGACAAUGAACCUUUAAAAAUAAAUUUCACCACUGACAAUGUAUGUAGCGAAGAUAUAGUAAUGAAGCACAAGGAAUUAGUGAAUAAUUGUGAAAAUGAUCUUGAUACUGCAGCAUUAGCUGGUGCUGGUAAUACGGACCAAGAUCAUGAGAGACUAAAAAUUAAGCUUUCGAAAAGGAGGAAAAAAUAUACAUGCAAGUUUUGUAACAAAGAGUUUUUAAAAUUUGACGAGCUUAGAAUUCAUAAAUCAAUACACCAAAAGAAAAUUAUGAUAAUCAAAUGUAAGCAUUGCAACAAAACAUUUGUAACAUGGAGUGGAUUACGACGACACCAUGCUAACUGGCACUCAAGAGUCAGUCUCAGCAAUGUAACUUGCCACACUUGCGGGAAAAUAACUACCAGCAGGGAGUCAUUACUUGCACAUAAGAAGUUACAUAAGAAAAGAAAACUGUUCAUUUGUAAUGUAUGCGGAAAGAGCUAUACGUCCAGCAAUAAUUUAUAUAGUCACUUAGAAACCCACAAAGAAAAUAGAGAGCGUCAGUACACAUGUGAACAUUGCGGCAAAAAGUUCUUUACAAAGAAAUGCAUACUGUCUCACUUGUCUCGAUGUCAUACUGGACGAAAAUACAUUUGCCAAAUAUGCAGUUACCCUUUCACCGAUAAAUACAACUUAUCAAAGCAUUUGCAAACGCAUGAAGGAAAGAAAUACUUUAAAUGUAAAAUAUGCGAUAAAUCUUUUUCGACACGUCAAAUUUCCAUCGAACAUCAAAGAAUACAUUCUGGAGAACGUCCGUUUACCUGCAGUUAUUGUCCAAAGAGUUUUAUAUCAAAAAAGCGUUUGUCGGAACAUCAUCGCACUCAUACAGGAGAAAAGCCACACAAAUGCACAAUUUGUGAUCACAGCUUCACACAAAGGGGAACACUCACACGACAUAUGAAAAUUCAUAACCAACCUUUAAUUAAUUGUAAUAAAAUGAAAUAAAUAUAUAUUUCGUAGUUUACAUAUUUAUUAGCAUUAAGCAUAAAUUUCGUUUUGUGUGAUAUUAUACAAUGAAUAAAAUACUUUACAGAA